AUGUCACGUGCACUGCCUAUUUGCGCACAUGUCGUUGUCUGCCUCGUUCCUCCCUUGCUCCUUACCGACGCCACCACCUCAUACAAUGGAAUGCCUGAGGGAUCACUGCGAUUCAAGGGAUACUCCCAGUACUUGGACAUAAAUAUCCGCUCUACUCUCCCUGACCUACUCACAAAAGCUGAUGGUCGGUUCUUUGCGGUUUCGCGAGUCUGCUGGUCCGCCAUAUUGGCAACGUCAGGUCGAUUUGUAGAAGUUCUCCGACAUCUGAUAUGUCCGGGUUAUGUGUCAAAGUUCCAGAAUUCCUUGGCGCUCAAAUCCAUCCGCCGCCAGACCAUCUCCAAAGUACUCGCAACGAUCACUUUCGGCCUUCAAUGA
Molecule: messenger RNA, 375 nt
Organism: Colletotrichum godetiae
Lineage: Eukaryota; Fungi; Ascomycota; Sordariomycetes; Glomerellales; Glomerellaceae
Exons: 1
Coding region: 1-375 (124 amino acids)
Source: RefSeq, a predicted model, not a curated record